Elaeis guineensis (African oil palm) is the source of this 1269-nucleotide messenger RNA. RefSeq names its product probable serine acetyltransferase 4. Gene Ontology annotation, cellular component: cytoplasm. The record is from RefSeq and is a predicted model, not a curated record. Lineage: Eukaryota; Viridiplantae; Streptophyta; Magnoliopsida; Arecales; Arecaceae. Gene Ontology annotation, molecular function: L-serine O-acetyltransferase activity.
CUCACACUUCUAAUCCCAACCCAAAACUUCCUCGUCUUCUUAAGUCCACUCCUUCCUUCUCAUCCCUUCCACACCUUUUGCAACUGCCCAACAUCUGGUGUCAUGGCCACUUGCGUCGAGAAUUGCCGAGCUAAAGCUCCUUUCAGCAAGUAUGUAAUCGAUAUCCCCCAACCUGAUUCAAUCCAUCGUUCCGACGACUCCAGCGAAGUCGCCGGGGGUGACGAUGUUUGGGCCACUAUCAAAGAAGAAGCACGAUCAGACGCCGAGGAAGAACCCGUCCUCCGCAAUUACUACUUUGAUCUCAUCCUCUCCCACAAUUCCCUCGAAUCGGCUCUCUCAGCCAAUCUUGCGAGCAAACUAAGUCUUCCAAAUCUCAUACCGACCAGCAGUCUCCAAGAAUUGUUCACCAGCAUCUUCGCCAAGGUUCCGGAGAUCGGGUGGGCGGUGAGAACCGAUCUUCGAGCUGCGAGGGACCGGGAUCCGGCGUGCGCGAAGAUGGUCCACUGCUUUCUUUAUUACAAAGGCUUCCUGGCGUUGCAGGCCCACCGGGUGGCGCACCAGCUUUGGGCAGAGGGGCGGACGGCGGCAGCGCUGCUGCUGCAGAGCCGGACGUCGGAGGUGUUCGCCGUCGACAUCCACCCGGGGGCGAGGAUAGGGGCCGGGGUGCUGCUGGACCACGCGACGGGGGUGGUGAUCGGCGAGACGGCGGUGGUCGGCGACGACGUGUCGAUCCUCCACGGCGUGACGCUGGGCGGCACCGGCAAGGAGAGCGGCGACCGGCACCCGAAGAUCGGGGACGGCGUCUUGGUGGGUGCAGGGACGCAGAUACUGGGGAACGUGGAGGUCGGGGAGGGAGCGAAGAUUGGGGCCGGGUCGGUGGUGCUGCGGGCGGUGCCGCCGAGGACGACGGCGGUGGGAAACCCGGCGAGGCUGGUCGGUGAAAAAGAGACACCGGUCCGGCUCGAGAGGAGGGCCGGUUCGACUAUGGACCACACCUCGGGGUCGGAUUACGUCAUCUGACAGCAGGUUUUUUUAAAUUUUUGGGUGACAUCUCUGGGAAGGUUUUUACACGGGCUACUCAAUGUGACGCGGGAUGGAUGGAGGAGCUCAAUUCGUUUUCGAGCUCUUUUAUUUUGAAAGGGGCUUUUCCCACUAGUUAAGAUCAAGAGGAUAAAGUUAUGUAGCAAUUUCUGAUGCUAUCUUGAAAUUUUAGAUUGUGUCUCCUCCUUUUUAUAUUUUAAUGGUUUAGAACUUUCUGUUGGACGCUAA